AGCAGGAAGCUCGCGCCGCCGUCGCCGCCGCCGCUCAGCUUCCCCGGGCGCGUCCAGGACCCGCUGCGCCAGGCGCGCCGUCCCCGGACCCGGCGUGCGUCCCUACGAGGAAAGGGACCCCGCCGCUCGAGCCGCCUCCGCCAGCCCCACUGCGAGGGGUCCCAGAGCCAGCCGCGCCCGCCCUCGCCCCCGGCCCCGCAGCCUUCCCGCCCUGCGCGCCAUGAACGCCCCCGAGCGGCAGCCCCAACCCGACGGCGGGGACGCCCCAGGCCACGAGCCUGGGGGCAGCCCCCAAGACGAGCUUGACUUCUCCAUCCUCUUCGACUAUGAGUAUUUGAAUCCGAACGAAGAAGAGCCGAAUGCACAUAAGGUCGCCAGCCCACCCUCCGGACCCGCAUACCCCGAUGAUGUCCUGGACUAUGGCCUCAAGCCAUACAGCCCCCUUGCUAGUCUCUCUGGCGAGCCCCCCGGCCGAUUCGGAGAGCCGGAUAGGGUAGGGCCGCAGAAGUUUCUGAGCGCGGCCAAGCCAGCAGGGGCCUCGGGCCUGAGCCCUCGGAUCGAGAUCACUCCGUCCCACGAACUGAUCCAGGCAGUGGGGCCCCUCCGCAUGAGAGACGCGGGCCUCCUGGUGGAGCAGCCGCCCCUGGCCGGGGUGGCCGCCAGCCCGAGGUUCACCCUGCCCGUGCCCGGCUUCGAGGGCUACCGCGAGCCGCUUUGCUUGAGCCCCGCUAGCAGCGGCUCCUCUGCCAGCUUCAUUUCUGACACCUUCUCCCCCUACACCUCGCCCUGCGUCUCGCCCAAUAACGGCGGGCCCGACGACCUGUGUCCGCAGUUUCAAAACAUCCCUGCUCAUUAUUCCCCCAGAACCUCGCCAAUAAUGUCACCUCGAACCAGCCUCGCCGAGGACAGCUGCCUGGGCCGCCACUCGCCCGUGCCCCGUCCGGCCUCCCGCUCCUCAUCGCCUGGUGCCAAGCGGAGGCAUUCGUGCGCCGAGGCCUUGGUUGCCCUGCCGCCCGGAGCCUCACCCCAGCGCUCCCGGAGCCCCUCGCCGCAGCCCUCAUCUCACGUGGCACCCCAGGACCACGGCUCCCCGGCUGGGUACCCCCCUGUGGCUGGCUCUGCCGUGAUCAUGGAUGCCCUGAACAGCCUCGCCACGGACUCGCCUUGUGGGAUCCCCCCCAAGAUGUGGAAGACCAGCCCUGACCCCUCGCCGGUGUCUGCCGCCCCAUCCAAGGCCGGCCUGCCUCGCCACAUCUACCCGGCCGUGGAGUUCCUGGGGCCCUGCGAGCAGGGCGAGAGGAGAAACUCGGCUCCAGAAUCCAUCCUGCUGGUUCCGCCCACUUGGCCCAAGCCGCUGGUGCCUGCCAUUCCCAUCUGCAGCAUCCCAGUGACUGCAUCCCUCCCUCCACUUGAGUGGCCGCUGUCCAGUCAGUCAGGCUCUUACGAGCUGCGGAUCGAGGUGCAGCCCAAGCCACAUCACCGGGCCCACUAUGAGACAGAAGGCAGCCGAGGGGCUGUCAAAGCUCCAACUGGAGGCCACCCUGUGGUUCAGCUCCAUGGCUACAUGGAAAACAAGCCUCUGGGACUUCAGAUCUUCAUUGGGACAGCUGAUGAGCGGAUCCUUAAGCCGCACGCCUUCUACCAGGUGCACCGAAUCACGGGGAAAACUGUCACCACCACCAGCUAUGAGAAGAUAGUGGGCAACACCAAAGUCCUGGAGAUACCCUUGGAGCCCAAAAACAACAUGAGGGCAACCAUCGACUGUGCGGGGAUCUUGAAGCUUAGAAACGCCGACAUUGAGCUGCGGAAAGGCGAGACGGACAUUGGAAGAAAGAACACGCGGGUGAGACUGGUUUUCCGAGUUCACAUCCCAGAGUCCAGUGGCAGAAUCGUCUCUUUACAGACUGCAUCUAACCCCAUCGAGUGCUCCCAGCGAUCUGCUCACGAGCUGCCCAUGGUUGAAAGACAAGACACAGACAGCUGCCUGGUCUAUGGCGGCCAGCAAAUGAUCCUCACGGGGCAGAACUUUACAUCCGAGUCCAAAGUUGUGUUUACUGAGAAGACCACAGAUGGACAGCAAAUUUGGGAGAUGGAAGCCACGGUGGAUAAGGACAAGAGCCAGCCCAACAUGCUUUUUGUUGAGAUCCCUGAAUAUCGGAACAAGCAUAUCCGCACACCUGUAAAAGUGAACUUCUACGUCAUCAAUGGGAAGAGAAAACGAAGUCAGCCUCAGCACUUUACCUACCACCCAGUCCCAGCCAUCAAGACGGAGCCCACGGAUGAAUAUGACCCCACUCUGAUCUGCAGCCCCACCCAUGGAGGCCUGGGGAGCCAGCCUUACUACCCCCAGCACCCGAUGGUGGCCGAGUCCCCCUCCUGCCUCGUGGCCACCAUGGCUCCCUGCCAGCAGUUCCGCACGGGGCUCUCAUCCCCUGACGCCCGCUACCAGCAACAGAACCCAGCGGCCGUACUCUACCAGCGGAGCAAGAGCCUGAGCCCCAGCCUGCUGGGCUAUCAGCAGCCGGCCCUCAUGGCCGCCCCGCUGUCCCUUGCGGACGCUCACCGCUCUGUGCUGGUGCACGCCGGCUCCCAGGGCCAGAGCUCAGCCCUGCUCCACCCCUCUCCGACCAACCAGCAGGCCUCGCCUGUGAUCCACUACUCACCCACCAACCAGCAGCUGCGCUGCGGAAGCCACCAGGAGUUCCAGCACAUCAUGUACUGCGAGAAUUUCGCACCAGGCACCACCAGACCUGGCCCGCCCCCGGUCAGUCAAGGUCAGAGGCUGAGCCCGGGUUCCUACCCCACAGUCAUUCAGCAGCAGAAUGCCACGAGCCAAAGAGCCGCCAAAAACGGACCCCCGGUCAGUGACCAAAAGGAAGUAUUACCUGCGGGGGUGACCAUUAAACAGGAGCAGAACUUGGACCAGACCUACUUGGAUGAUGACUUCACCGAUUUCACUCAUUCAGGGUUCCUAUCUGGACCCAUUAGGCGUUUGAAUUGUGCCCCCAUUACGGAAGUGCCACACAUAUCCAAGGCUCAUUAAUCCAGGACCUGCAUCCGGCCGGGGCCUUCGAAAGUGUUCCCUCCCUCUACCUUCCUUCCCCUCCUUGUGGCUGGGGAAGAUUUUUAAAUGGGGGUAAGAUUUUAAAACUUUUAAUUAAAUAUUUUGAACAUAUGUAACUAUAGCAUAGUACAAGGUACCCCUACAUACCCACCACGAGGCUUCAGCUGUUAUCAAUGCAUGGCCAAUCUGAUUUCUUCUACACCUUCAUCCUGUUAUAUUCAUUACCUGGUAAUUUUGUUUUGGGGGUUUGUUGUUAUUAGUUUUUUUUGUUUUUUUUUUUUUUUAAGACAUAGGGUCUUGCUAUGUUGCCCAGGCUGGAGCAUAGUGGCUAUUCACAGGUGUAAUCAUGGUGCACUGCAGUGUCGAUUUCCUGGGCUCAAACAAUCUUCCUGCCUCAGCCUCCAGCAUAGCUGGGACUGUAGGUGCCUGCUAUGGUGCCUAGCUACACAGCAAUAUUUUGAAGCAAAUCCUAGACAUCCUAUAAUUUCGUGUAGAAAUAGCAUGUAUCUCUAAAAAAAGGACUCUGAAAGUACAAGACCACUAGCACACAUGGAAAUUAAUAAUACUUCCUUAAUAUCAUGAAAUACCUAGUGUUUAAACUUCCGGUUGUCUUAUAUAUAAAUAUCAUAAAAGUGUUUUCUUCUUUGUUUUUAUUAUAGUUCAUUUGCGUCGGGAGUCAGACCAAGCGUUGCAAGCAGAUGCCUUUGUUUUAAGUCUGGUUUGAUGGGGAGGUUCUUCCCCUAGAUUAAAUCUAGAGGUUCUUCCUCUAGAUUAAAUAAUAAGAUCCUUUUUUGGUUUCAUCAUUAGUAUUAUAUUGCAAUUUAUUUGUUGAAAAAAUGAGGUUGUUUAUCCUGUGAAAUUUUUCAGUCUGGCUUUUGCCAGUUAUAUCUCCAUGAUGAGGUUUUUAGUGUGUUCCUGUCUCCUCUGUAUGUCCUGUAAGUUAGCAGUAAAACUGAGAGGCUUCAUUCAUUCAGAUUCAAUUGUUUUUGGCAAGAUUGCUUCAUGGGUGAUGACACAUCCUUCUGACAGGAGGUACGUGGAGUUGGGUUGCCUGUCUUUUGGUGAUAGUCAGUGCCUUGCUCCAUUAAUUCAGUGGUGCAUGAAUUAUAAAAUGGUGAUAUUCUAUUCUAAUUCUGCCAUCCCUUCCUCUACUGUUAGCUGGAAAACUUCUAUAAAGAGAAACUUUCCUUCAUCAACAAUGAUAGAAUUCAUAUAGGAAAAGCAGGAUGAAUGCUUGAUUCUUUCCCUUUAUUUACCAGUUUUUAAAAUAAUGGGUUGGUUCAUUAAUAUCUUACAGUGAUGAUCCAUUACGGUUGUUUGUGUGUAGUUGCUUUUUUUUUUUUUGGUACCAUUAUGAACUCAUGAAUUUAAGCAUAAUUGGUGUUUUAAGAUUUUAAUGGGCUUUUUUUUGGUAGUUCCUUUUGUCCUUAUCAUUUGAAGGACUGAAAUAAUAUGACUUCCUGUCCUUUCUUUCUCUGGCUUAGCAAUGUCCUCAGAUAUUCUGAAGCCUGAGGGAGGAAAUAAUCCUACAUGUGAACUGAGGAUCACAUCUCCUACACGUGAGAAGGGGAAAUCAUGAAAUCCCUCUCGAAUGCCAGCUGCUGAGAUACUCCUUGCGGUGUUAUGGAGUCUUUGAGCGUGAUUCCAAAGCAGUUAGUGCUUGCAAGGCAGGGGAGGUUAUUGGGAGGAUUAUUAGAGGGUAUUGAUUAGGAUGUAGAGGCUGCUGUAACCAAACCCAAAGUAACAAUGACUUUAACAAGAUAGAUGAUUUCUUCCUCUUGUAACAGCACAGGGAUAAGCAGUCCAUGGCUGGUAUGCUGGCCCCAUCAUACCAGGAACCCAGGCUUUUUCUGUCUUAUCACUCUCCAUUCUCAGGAUGGUACCCUCAUCUGAGUCAUCCAAGAUGGCUCCUGGAUGGGAAAAAAGAGGAAGGAGGGCACGCCCUUUCCUUUAAGGGCGUAACCCAGAAAUCACAUUUAUCCCUUCAGCUAAUACUGUAUUGGCCAGAGUCUUGUUAUGUAACCACACUGAGCCACAGAGGAGGCUGGGAAGUAUAGUUUUUAUAUUUAUAUUACCCAGUCAUGUGCAUAGCUGAAACCUGCUACUGUGGAAGACAGGAGAAUGGAUUUGGGGUCUUUGUGCAGGAUAGAUAUGAUCAUAAUGAGAAAACAGCUGCAAAAGGAGGUUGGAUAUUUUGUAUGACUUGAUAUUCUUAGGAGUUUCUUUAUUCCACAAAUAUUUAUUGAAUCCCUACUGUGUGCCAGUGAGGACACAGCAGCAUGUGAAACAGAGUCUCUGCCUUCAGGGAGCGUACUUCUUAGUUGGUGAGACAAACAGUGAAAUAAAUAUAUAUUAUAAUGUCAGGUGGUAAAUACGUACUAUAAAGAAAACCUAGGGCGGUGGGGGUGGCUCACGCCUAUAAUCCCAGCACUUUGGGAAGCCGAGGCAGGCAGAUCACUUAAGGUCAGUAGUUCAAGACCAGUCUGGCCCAACAUGGUGAAACCCCAUUUGUACUUAAAAUACAAAAAUUAGCUGGAUGUGGUGGCAUGCGCCUGUAAUCCCAGCUACUAGGGAAGCUGAGGCAGGAAAAUCCCUUGAACCUGGGAGGCAGAGGUUGCAGUGAGACGCAAUCGUACCACUGCACUCCAGCCUGGGGGACAGAGCGAGACUCCGUCUCAAAAAAAAAAAAAAAAAAAAACCAAACAAACAACAAAAGAAAACCUAAAACAGAAUGAGGGUGAGGCCUUAAAUGUCCAGUUAUUGCCAAUUUUCCCCAAAUUCAGGAAACUCCUCUCCUAACGGUCAGUCCAGGAAUCUCAAAACAUUUUCUUAUUACCUUUUCUCUUGAAGCAAGUCUUUCAGCUUCAGCACUACUGACAUUUCGGGCUGGAUUAUUCUCUGUUGUGAGGGGCUAUCCUGUGCAUGAAAGGAUGUGUACCAGCGUUCCUGGCCUCAAUGCACCGGAUGCCAGUAGCACCCCAGAUGUGGCCAUCAGAAAUGUCUGCAGAUACUGCCAAGUAUCCCCUGGGGGGCAGAGUUGCCCCUGGUUAAGAACCACCAUCUGAAGGAUUUAGUGUCCAGCUCUGGUAGAAGUAACAGCUUUAUAAUAUUGAGUGCUGACCACACCAUGUGUGUUUCGGGGAAGGAGUGUCCACUCUACAAAAAGAUUGUUACUGGUGGACUGGAGCAUUCCUAGCACUCUCUGAGUGUGGGAAGCCACCGGGAACUAGUGUCUCCCCAUGGCACCGCCUGUUCCCUAGUACAGCACCCAGGACAGGGGCCCCAGGGUCAGAAGAUGUUGCUGAGUAGUUAGUGUCAAAGGAAGCUUGAUUCAGAGCCUUCAUUCUUCCUUGCUUGUGGCCUUGGGCGAGGCAUGUGUGAAAAGUGACUUACGGACUGCCCGGUGCCCCGCGGGUACCAGGGAGGGCUGAUGCUGUGAUGUGGAUGCCGCCUCCUUUAGCAUUCAGCUGGCAGGCUGGCUGCCUCGGGAACUGCUCAGGGGGCGUGUUGCUGAGCAUUUGCUUUUUUGGUUUGUUUCUUAUCAACUGGUGUUCUUUCCUUCUUUGAACAGAUAUCCACUGAGUAUGUAAAGUGAGCUGGGCUUGGUGGUAGGUGCUGGGACACAGAAGUGAACCAAAUGGAUGGGGCCUCCCUGCUGGCAGAGCUUGCUCUGCAAGGGGAAGGCUGUUCAUCAAAUGUCAACCAGAAAAUGAUGAGAAUUUCAGAUGUUGGGGGUGGAGACUAAGUGCGGAGUUCAAUAAAGUGACGAUGGGGACGGGCAUAACUUCAAACGGGGUGGUCAGGACCAACCUCUUUGAGGAAGUGACUUUGGAUUUGAGACCGGGAGGAAGAGAGUGAGGGGAAGGAAUUCCAGGCAGAGGGAAGAGCAAGCACGUAGGGCAGAGCUGGGAGGAAACGUGGUUUGUGUGGAGGACAGAGAGAGGUCUGGUGUGGUUGAGAGUAAUGACGGCGGCGUCAUGGAAAGGGAGCAUGGAGGGGACAGGCCUCGCGGGUUGAGAGCUAUGGAUUUUAUUUUGGGAGGAAGGGGAAGCUACUGGCAGGUGGAAGGUUGAAGUUUUGGAGGGAGUGUGUUUGCCAGACUGACAAGUACAGGAAAUAUUGUAACAAUGCUAAUGAUCCCUCCCCCUUACUGGGCGCCGUGGAAGGCAGGGAUGGUCAUCUCUGCAUCUUAGAUGUGAAAGCAGGCUGAGAAAAGGGAGGGAUUUGUCUGAGGUUACAAAGCCAGAGGCACAGGCAAUGGGUGGUUAGAGGCACGUGUGUGAGAAGUGAUUCUGAGUCCACGUAUAAAGAGAAUAGGGCAUUUAUCCUGGGCUGCUCCCCCUGCCUUUUCACUCCUUCAUCUGAUGAGACUCCAGGAAACUGGCUUUUGCCCCAGACCCACUGAUCUGACCUCCUCCUGGGCCCUCCAUGUGGAUUCCCUGCAGGAACCUCACAUUCAACCAGCGCUAAAGUGAAUUCUUGCUACUGCCCCUACUGUCCCUCUGGCCCCCAUGCUCAGCUCCCAUCUGUUGCCUAAGGAACUUGGGGGUGUGGCCUUAGGUGAGUUACUGAAUGUCUGUGACCUCAAUUUCCCCAUCUGCAAAAUGGGGAUAUUAGCAGUGCUUGAGGUUUAAAGGAAAUGAUGUAUGAGAAGUGAGUAUAACCAGGUCAGCCACACAGCACUCCAUAGAGAGCAGCUAUCAGCUUCAUCAUCUUCUUAGCCUCAUCUUUAUCUGUCCAGGGCUGCAGAAAUGUCUUCAUCUCUGCACUUGGGAUGUGCCAACCCUCCUUUAAUAUCUUCUCACCAGUUUUUGGCCCCCACGUAGCCUCUCCCAGAUUUGAACGGGCCCUUUAUUCCAGACAGAUGUGAAACCCCUUCAUCAUGGCUUCCUGUUUGAGGGAGCAGCCCCUUCAGCCAGACAGAGUGAGAAGCCAGGAGCUGGCACCCUGGGAAUCCCAGGUGGGUGCUGUGCCCUACCCAGGCAGAGCCGGCAGGUCCUCUGAGUCCUGAGGGUCCUGGUCUGGUUCCUCUGUUUUCUCUCUGGACCAUUUCAGAACCAAUUCCCUCAGCUAUCUCUGGGAUUUUUUUAUUUUGAGACAGAGUCUCACUCUCUCUCUCUCAGACUGGAGUGCAGCGGUGUGAUCUCGGUUCGCUGCAACCUCUGCCUUCAGGGUUCAAGUGAUUCUCCUGCCUCAGUCUCCAGAGUAGCUGGGAUUACAGGAGUGUGCCACCAUGUCCGGAUAAUUUUUGUAUUUUUAGUAGAGACGGGGUCUCGCUUUGUUGGCCAGGCUGGUCUUGAACUCCUGACAUCAAGUGAUCCACCCACCUCGGCCUCCCAAAGUGCUGGGAUUACAGGCACGAGUCACCACACCUGGCAGCUAUCUCUGGGAUUUUUAAACUCCUACUGUUUUCUUUUUCCCUGGACUUCCUAUUAUCUGAACAUCAUUAUCUGUAUUUGGUGCAGGAUUGUUCCAGACCAGGGUCAGUUUUUCCUCCUGUGAGACUGACAACAUUGGCAAGAAAGAAAGGGAAAGGAGGAGGAGGAAUGGAAGGAAGGGAGGCUGAUAAAGUGCGGUAUUGGUGAGAGGGUGUGAAACAUGUCCUCUCAGUCAUUAUUGGUGGGCAUCUGCAUGGGUAGAACCUCUUUUGAAGGGCAAUUUGGUGAAAUGAACCCAAAUUUAGAAUGCACACAUCUUUUAAUCCAGAAUAUCCCACUUCUAGAAAUGUAUCUUUAGAGGUGUGCUGGCCCAGCUGUGAGCCAGGCUGGCUGUUGAUUCCAUGUCACUGGUCCCCAGCCCUGCACAGUGUUCUCUGGCAUGAAGCUUGGUGACUUCAGGAGCUCUUGGUUUUCCUGGAUCCCCAGAGACAGGUGGUGGCCAACUACUCAGGGACCACAAUAAGCCUCAUCUGUCUUCAGGAAGCCGGGUCCAUCCAGAUACCUGCUGCGUGUGGUGUGUGGGAUGUUGACUCCAGCCUUGUCUAUAGUAGCAGGAGACUAGAAACAGGCUAAAUGUCUGUUAAUAAGAUGCAGACACACAAGGAAAUACUGAGCAAGAGUAGAAGGGAGACUUUCUCCUGAUUGUGUUUUUAGAAUUUUUUUUUUUUUUUUUUGAUACAGGGUCUUACUCUGUCACUCAGGCUGGAGUGCCAUGGUAGGAUCAUGGCUCACUGCAGCCUCAAACUCCCAGGCCCAAGUGAUCCUCCCACCUCAGCUCCCCAAGUAGCUGGGAUUACCAGCAUGUGCCACCACACCUGGCUAGUUAUUUUUUGUAGAGAUGGGGUCUCACUAUGUUGCCCAGGCUGGUCUCAAAACUCCUGAGCUCAAGGAAUCCACCAACUUUGGCCUCCCAAAGUGCUGGGAUUACAGGCAUUAGCAACCAUGCCCAGCCCCUAGGAGAGAAUUUUUAAAAAGAAAGGGGCAGAUUUCAGGUCCUAGAAAUGACCCCAGAGGCUGGAGUGAAAAUGAGGAUUUAGAAACAGAAACCUUUCUGUUCUGGUUGGGGCUGUGUUUCCGGCUGUGUGUAUGCAUGAUCAGCCUCGCCCACCCCUCAGCUGUGAGGGGAGGAUGACUGCGGCUGUGCGGAGGCUUUCUUGCCUCCAAACCUUUGCCCAUGCCUUAACCACCGCCUGGAAAUCCUGCUCUCCUGUGACUUUUUUUUUUUCUUUUUUUAACAGAGUCUUGUUUUGUUGCCCA
Messenger RNA from Homo sapiens (human), 9759 nucleotides. It is a transcript of the gene NFATC2, whose product is annotated as nuclear factor of activated T cells 2. NCBI's taxonomy places the organism in Eukaryota, Metazoa, Chordata, Mammalia, Primates, Hominidae. Gene Ontology annotation, cellular component: cytosol; chromatin; cytoplasm. Bases 221 to 3043 code for a protein of 940 amino acids. The record is from RefSeq and is a predicted model, not a curated record. The transcript is spliced from 10 exons. Gene Ontology annotation, biological process: negative regulation of transcription by RNA polymerase II; regulation of DNA-templated transcription; positive regulation of gene expression. Gene Ontology annotation, molecular function: DNA-binding transcription repressor activity, RNA polymerase II-specific; DNA binding; sequence-specific double-stranded DNA binding.